CGAGCGCUCAGUGAGGUGAAAGAAGUGUGUUAGAACGGUGUGUUAUCGGUUCACAUUUGCAUCCCUGUGUGGAAAUCAACAGCGCGGAAAAUGGGUAGUAUAGAAUCCAAAUCCAAGAGUGUAGAUAUCAGCACCGCCAACAAGCAGCCAGAACAACAGGAAAAUGGGCAUGUGAAAACCAAUGGCGACGCCCCCACUAAGCAGAAUGGCGAAGCAGCCCCAACCAAUGGCUCCGCUGAGCCCCCUGCAGAAGCUGCCGAAUCGGGAGAAACCAUCGAAUCCGCACCCCCCGCCAACGGGGACCCCAAGCCUGAGGAUCCACCAGGAAAGCAGGCGAAGAAAAAGAAGCGGUUUUCCUUCAAGAAUCUGAAGUUCGGCAACAACCCCUUCCGCAAAACCAAAAAAGAGCAGGCGCCAGAAGAAGAGACCCCUGUAGAUGAAAGUGCAACAGGGUCCCCCCAGGAACCCGAGACCAAGGAUGGAGCCGCGGAAACAUCUCCCGAAGCAGCUCCAGAGAAUGGUGAAUGUGACACAGCAGCGCCCUCUAGUGAUAAUACAGAGGAAGUACAGCCUGAGCCUGCUGCCCUCCCUCCUACUGAAGAUUCCCCUAAACCUGUAGAGAGUGAAGCCAACACAGAAGCCCCCAGCGAACCCCAGAAACAGGAGGAAUAGGAGCGAUGCGGGCUCCUCUUUAAAAGACUUUAAUGCAUCGAGCCUUCCCUCUCACGCACCCCCUGCCCUGUCACCCUUGGAGGGAAAAUAUACUCUGUAUGUAGGUAUGGGGCGGUUUACAUUUCCUUGGACAAAGUGUAGUUGUCUGUGUCAGAAUUAGUCCUCCCUGCAUAUAAAUGUGUAUCAGUAGAAACCAAUGCUUCUUUUGGCAGUGGCAUUUACACAUUUAUACAAGAGCCCUACACCAGUCAGACCCAGAGUGUAUUAUAUUCGGUGAUGUGGCUGCUCCCAUUUAUGUAACAGUGGAAUUCUGUAGGGAAGGAAUGUUCUGUGCACACAGCAAUCUAUGGACCUAUUCUCUGUCUAAGGAAAGAUAAAUGAAACAGGGUAUGAUCCUCUAAACACAGUGGGUGGGGGCAGACCUAUAUUGUGCCAAACGCUGCCUUCCUCCACCCUUCCAAAAAAGUUCCUUCUCUGUACCACUUGUAGUCCCUAGAGCAGAAACUCUUGUGUAGGGUGGGAUCACUUCCUGUGGGGGCUGGCAUUGCACAUCAUCUGUGCCACCACUUAUUCUCUUGGGUAAGCCUGUCACAGCUUUAAUCAGGGAUGGAUGUGUCCUAUACAAUAGAUUCUGCUUUUUAAUAUCUGGGCUCCGAAUCCCAGACAGAUUCCCAUAUUCUAUGUCCCCCCCUUGCACAUUUCUCUACCCGAGUGUUUGUCUCCAGACUGGAACUCAUAGAACUAACUGUGUAAAUAAGCUGAAAUGGCAGUUUCAGUCUGGCGUGGGAUGUGUGACUUGUGAGAGUGGGUUUAUUUCUGUAAAUACUUUAUUUUUAUUUUUUAAUGGUCUGUUGAUGUGGUGACUUUUCUAACUCGAAAGUUGUAUGUUUUCAUUGUGAUAUUUUAAAAAGAAAUAAAUCUUAACCCCCUUUA
Messenger RNA from Xenopus laevis (African clawed frog), 1605 nucleotides. RefSeq names its product MARCKS-like 1 L homeolog (gene marcksl1.L). Gene Ontology annotation, biological process: central nervous system development; actin filament organization. Gene Ontology annotation, molecular function: actin filament binding; calmodulin binding. Lineage: Eukaryota; Metazoa; Chordata; Amphibia; Anura; Pipidae. The record is from RefSeq and is marked provisional. Gene Ontology annotation, cellular component: plasma membrane; cytoplasm; cytoskeleton.